CAGAGUCAAUUUUCAGUACUAUGAGUUUGCCAGGGAUAAACCAGAGAUUCUUCAAAAUUGUCAAAACUUAAGAAAAUGGAUGGAGGACAAUCAGAAUGCGACAAUAAACGAUAUAAAUGACAAAUCGCAAGAAUUUCAAAAAUGGAUCGACGAUACAUUUGAGAAAAUGGAACAAGUCGUAAAGGCCGCAACUGAAAAAGAACUCCUACUGAUAUCUGAAUCAAAACAAAAACUUGAAGAAUGUCUUGUCAAAAUAAAUAAAACUUUAUAUGAUCCCAAAUAUGAGGAAUACCUUGUCGACACGGAAAAAGAAAUAAUAAAUAACUACUGUGCUGAAGCAAAUGAUUUGCUCAAUAAAUCGAAUCUAAGUCAAAAAGAGAUGGAUAAAAGAAGAAAUGCAAUAGAGGAAAACUGCUAUUCAAUUUUUGCUCAAAUAAAAAUUAAGAUACAAGCAAGGGAGAAUAAAAGAGAAGAAAUGGAAUUGCAGAAGAAUUUAACUUUGCUUGGAAUUUUUACCAAUAAAGUCUUUAAUGUCACAUCUGAAUUAGUUCUAACGGACAAAAUAUCUUCGCAUGAAGAAACGCGCAUCAUCAUAAAAACCAGGGGAAGCUGUGAAACGUAUUAUGGCAACAUUCUCGAAAUAUAUCAGCCGUUAAAGGAGUUGGAAAAACAACAAAAUAAGGAAGCUAAAAAUGACUUGACAAACUUUGUGGACUAUGUCAAAAGUUUGGCUACCUGUAUUCAAAGUAGUGACGACUAUAAAGUUUCUAUCAUCAACAAGUGUGACGAAGUAACCCAGUGGAUCCCUAAUAAUAAGGAAGCAAGUAAAAGUGAUUACGAUUUAAAAAAGGAAGAAGUGCGAAAUGUUUCUCAACCUAUGUUUGACAAACAAAAAAAAAAAGAGCAAAAGGAGGCCAGAAGGAGUUUAAUAAACUACGUAAGAAAUACUAGAGACUACAUUCUCAACCCAGCCAACAAAGAUAGAUUGCCGCCUCCAACGCAAACUGGUCUUAUAAACAGUUGCGAAAGCGUGUUAUCAUGGACUUCAAACAAUGAGAGCUUCGGUGAAAAUCUUUACAAUUUGUCACAAAGAGUAAAUAAAGAUAUUGUUAAUUUAAAAAACAAAGAUGAAAAUUAUACACAACUACAAAAUGAGGUUGAUAAAAUCACGGAAUGGAUUUCUGCAAAUAAGACGGCCGUCAAAUCCGAGUAUGAAUCUAAAAUGGAAGAGUUGGAAGAAAUUCAACAGUAUGUUUCAGACAAACUAAGUGAACAAGAGAAGAUAAAAAAUAGAAUGCGUAAAGAAGAAGAAGAACAACAGCGGUCAGCACGACAAGCUUUCAAAAACUACGUUUUGGAAGUUCACGAUUACUUGGAUAGCAUUACUGAGGAACGAUUAUCGUCACGGGAGAAACGUCCUUAUCUUCUUCAAUGCAAAGUACAAUUAACUUGGAUGCGGGAUCAUCAGACCUUAGAAUCAGUCGAGUUUGAACAAAGAAGAAACAGUUUUAAAAAAAAUGUUGUGCCAAUUUUUGACAAUUUAAAACAAGAGGAUAUGGAUGCCCAUCAGAAGCUUCAUGCAUUACACAAAGAUAUAAAAAAUAUGAUUGAUGGGACGGGAACGGAAGAACUUGUAGAUAAAGAUAAAUUACAACGUGCAUGUUCUGACAUUAUCGCCUGGAUUAUCAAACAUCCGAAGGCUUCUAUGACUGACUACGAAUAUCUACAGAAUAACCUCCAACAAAUUAAAAAACAAUAUCAGCACCAAUUGCAACAGAAAAAUCAGCUAUAA
Messenger RNA from Styela clava, 1792 nucleotides. The record is from RefSeq and is a predicted model, not a curated record. NCBI's taxonomy places the organism in Eukaryota, Metazoa, Chordata, Ascidiacea, Stolidobranchia, Styelidae.